CGCUGCACCGACGCAGAGUUCCCGUCGCAGCGCAAACAAACGGCGCGGACCGCAAACCGAGGAGGAGGAAGACCGAGAACAGCUCCGCGUGACGUUGUGUCUUGCGACGGGACUUUCUGUCAAGGGCCGACGUCGUGGGCGCAGAGGGACCAGGAGAACAAAGAAGCGGGGCGACCGGCUGGACGGGGCCCCACAUGGAUAAACGUCUUUAGAGCGACACCAAGCUCUCUCUGUCCGGACUGAAAGUUAAGAUGGAUUGAAGACACGCUGCCAUGGACCCCAUAUUGGAAUGUAAACUUGACUGACGCUCUCGUUCAAAUUGAAGGGAAAUUGCUCCGCUUUCCUGCCACCAUGAGUCUGGGUAAACUGCCGGGGAUUAAAGGCAUCGUGUCUGGCUCCCAGGGGAAACGUCGCUUCAAGAGUGAACUCUCCGUGGACAUGAUCAGCCCGCCGCUGGCCGACUUCCGGCACACUAUGCAUGUCGGCCGCGGCGGGGAAGUGUUUGGGGACACUUCCUUCCUCAGUAACUACGGGGGCAUCAGGGAGCCGGACAGUCCGAACUCGGCAAACAGCUCCAGGACAACCAGGUUUUUCACGCGCAACUUUCGGCACGUGCGGAAAAACUCUGUGCCGCGGCCGCGGGGGAGCUCCCGUGAGUUGUCGUCCCCACCGCCGGAAGUCUCACCCAUCAUCAAGAACGCCAUCUCCCUGCCCCAGCUGAACGUGGACUCCCCUAACGGGUGCCUUCAGAGGACGCUGUUCUCCAGCUCCAUCAGCUCAACAGAUGACUCCCUCUGCACAUACGGUCUGCAGUCUGGGUUUGUCACUCUGCCCCGCCUCUCUCGCCUUGACAGACAGCUUCAGGAUGGAGACGCCCGGAAAGGAUCUCUACCAGACAGCAGUUGCAUCACACUGACACGCUCAGACUCCCUCACCUCGUUCACUAUCGACCUUGGCCCUUCCCUUAUGACUGAGGUACUGAGCUUGAUUGACAACCCCAGCUACCUUCAGAUGUCCCAUCACAGCCAAGCGGCAGGUGAGAAAGAAGAAAGAGAGGAAGAGGAAGAAGAGGACGACAUCUCUCCAACAGAAACGCCCUUGCAGACCCCUGGGGCGACUUCACCCAACCCCUCCGUGGGCAGUGGGUCGUUCAGCAGGAACGAGGGGCGCUCUUGUAGCAGGAACUGGAUGGAGCAAGAGGAGGGGAGGAGGUCACCGAGGAUACCAGACGAGUGCUCUGGGUCGCCUCGGAGAGCCGAGCCUGCAAUCGAGGCGGAAAGCUUCCAGAGGGCAGCUGACGUGCUGUCUCGUCAUUAUGGCGCAGGGUCCUUCACAAAGGCAGCGAGGACGAGCAGCGACGCCACUUCUCCUGCAUUUCCCCAAAGCCGCAAAACAUCAUGUGCCUUUUCUGAAGAGGAGGAAGAGGUCAAAGUCUAGAUGGUGAAACUAUCUCUGAAAAAGUGCUGUGACUUUAUGGAUCCAAUAAAACUAUAGGAACCCUCCCAUGACCUGAGUUAUGGGUUCACUGCAAGUCAGAGAGGAUGAACAGUUUAGGAUAUUCUGUUCCUCCAUAAAUAUUCUUCCUCUUCACACAUGUAUCUAGACGGGGGACCAGAUCCUGGUCCUGAUGCUGAUCUUGACCCUGGAUCUUCCCCUACCCCUGCACUAAAUUGCUGCAAUGCAUUUAUAGAUUAUUUGAACUAUUCUAAAAACACAGGUCACUGCUGUGAGUUUGAUGUCACAAAAAUGGAUUUUUAAUAAGAACUUUUUAAUUUGAUCAGUAACAAAGAUUUAAAAGGGGCUGAAGUUUGUCCCAUUUGCAUUAAUUAUACUAAGAGCAGCAGACUGGUUACACUGGAGAACAAUUCAUUCAUUUUUUAAACAAUGUACAUAAUCACAUAUUACAAAAACAUGAUGUUAAACAGCAAAGUGUAUUAUAAAUAAAUAAAGAUGGUGAAAGGAGCCCAGUCUAAUACUGUUGGCUACUGAGGUGUUCCCUCUGAAUGGACCUGGUUGGUGCUCUUGUCAAGCCUCAAACACCUUGCGUUAACUUUGAUCAGAGUUGCAUCAGGUAAAUAAUUCACAGACACGUUGCGUUGUAUUAGAGUCCAUUUGUAUUCUCUAAACCCGGUCCCUUGGUGCCAACAAUUAACACACGGUUAGUAGAAGCACAACAAACUGGUACCGUGAAAGGGGUCAAAACCCUUUUAGCCUAACACCUGAGCCUAGGCCUGAUCCCUGGACAUCAGAACAGCGCCACCGAAAGUACAUAGAGAAUAACGCAUGUAUUUUUAAUAACUUAACUGAAAUCAGGAAUGUUGGUGUUCUAUCAGACAGUUGUUGUGUAACAUGUAGGUUAUAGGACAGUUUAGAAAGAUGUUAUCAGUUCAUUUUUAUCUUGAGUGAUAUGGCAGAUGCAAUAAAGGCCUGAUUUGAGAUGUCA
Molecule: messenger RNA, 2443 nt
Organism: Pseudoliparis swirei
Lineage: Eukaryota; Metazoa; Chordata; Actinopteri; Perciformes; Liparidae
Gene: cdc42ep1b
Product: CDC42 effector protein (Rho GTPase binding) 1b
Exons: 4
Coding region: 352-1437 (361 amino acids)
Source: RefSeq, a predicted model, not a curated record